Galeopterus variegatus (Sunda flying lemur) is the source of this 2193-nucleotide messenger RNA. RefSeq names its product myotubularin related protein 9 (gene MTMR9). The record is from RefSeq and is a predicted model, not a curated record. The transcript is spliced from 11 exons. Gene Ontology annotation, biological process: negative regulation of autophagy. NCBI's taxonomy places the organism in Eukaryota, Metazoa, Chordata, Mammalia, Dermoptera, Cynocephalidae. The coding region runs from base 1 to 1707 and encodes 568 amino acids.
AUGGAGUUCGCCGAGCUGAUCCCAACACCGCGCGUGGACGGCGUGGCGCUGCACCGGCCCUCGCACGCGGCCGUCGAGGGCACACUGUGCCUCACGGGCCACCACCUGAUCCUGUCCUCGCGGCGGGGCGGCGCGGAGGAGCUGUGGCUGCUGCACGCCAACGUGGAUGCCAUCGACAGGCGACGCCGAGACCCUGGCCGCAUUCUCAAGCAGGGCUCUCCCGGGACCCCUCGGCCGCUGGUCCGUGCUCAGUGUGACCAGUACAACUGCUGGCUCCUUCACGGGGGCUUCUGCUUAAGUGCCUUUAUGUCCCAGACGUUUUGUGAAGUGCUGAGAACACUGAGACGGGCGUUGUCUACCCUGGACUCCAUCACUCUGAUGUACCCUUUCUUUUACCGGCCGAUGUUUGAAGUGGUGGAGGACGGCUGGCAUUCCUUCCUUCCUGAGCAAGAGUUCGAGCACUAUUCUUCAGCCACCAGUGAAUGGAGGCUGAGCUAUGUCAAUAAGGAAUUUGCUGUCUGUCCCUCUUACCCACCAAUUGUCACAGUACCCAAAUCCAUUGAUGAUGAAGCUCUUCGGAAGGUAGCUGCAUUUCGACACGGAGGGCGCUUCCCAGUACUAAGCUAUUAUCACAAAAAAAAUGGAAUGGUCAUUAUGCGAAGUGGUCAGCCACUUACUGGCACUAAUGGGAGGAGGUGCAAGGAAGAUGAGAAGCUGAUAAAUGCCACCCUCAGGGCAGGAAAGCGGGGCUACAUCAUUGACACCCGGUCUCUAAAUGUGGCUCAGCAAGCCAGAGCCAAAGGAGGAGGCUUUGAACAAGAAGCUCAUUAUCCCCAGUGGAGGCGAAUCCAUAAAUCCAUUGAGAGGUACCACAUUCUUCAGGAAAGCUUAAUCAAACUUGUGGAAGCUUGUAAUGACCAGACACAUAACAUGGACCGAUGGCUCAGUAAAUUGGAGGCCUCCAACUGGCUGACUCACAUCAAAGAGAUUCUGACCACUGCCUGCCUCGUGGCUCAGUGUAUUGACAGGGAGGGAGCGUCAGUACUGAUUCAUGGAACAGAAGGAACUGAUUCCACGCUGCAGGUGACCUCCCUGGCCCAGAUCAUCUUGGAACCAAGAAGCAGGACUGUCCGUGGUUUUGAGGCCCUCCUAGAAAGAGAGUGGCUACAGGCUGGCCACCCGUUCCAGCAGCGCUGCGCACAGUCAGCCUACUGUAGCAGUAAACAGAAGUGGGAGGCACCUGUCUUUCUCCUCUUCUUGGACUGCGUGUGGCAGAUACUUCGCCAGUUCCCCUGUUCUUUUGAAUUUAACGAGAGCUUCCUCAUCAUGCUCUUUGAGCAUGCUUAUGCCUCACAGUUUGGGACAUUUCUUGGCAACAGUGAAAGUGAAAGGUGUAAGUUGAAGCUACAGCAGAAAACGAUGUCUCUGUGGUCCUGGGUUAAUCGGCCCAGCGAGCUGAGUAAAUUUACUAAUCCUCUCUUCGAAGCCAACAACCUUGUCAUCUGGCCUUCAGUUGCUCCACAGAGUCUUCAGCUAUGGGAAGGUGUCUUUCUACGUUGGAACAGGUCCUCUAAGUAUUUGGAUGAAGCAUAUGAAGAAAUGGUUAACAUCAUUGAAUAUAACAAAGAAUUACAAGCCAAAGUAAAUAUCCUCAGGAGGCAGUUGGCAGAACUGGAAACAGAUGAUGGGAUGCAGGAGAGUCCCUGAAAGACCUCCACUCCCCCUUUGUACAUACCCUGCCUGAACUGCACCCCGCCUCUCUCUUCCUUUUGCCCUCCAGUUCACUUUGACACAGUAGCCUUGAACUUCAGGCUUUAGAGGUGGGACCCCACUAAUGUAAUGGACUUCUCAACUUUGUAUGAAUGAAACUUACUAUACUUACUCGUGUUCCGUGUGGCCUGUCCGGCCCCUCCACUAUGAGAGCAGGAAGGAGGUGCUAGUCAUUUUAUUUAUCUGUGUGAAGCAGAUGACCUACUUACUGCCAUUUGUGUUAUACACCAUUUCAUCGGAAGCUUUUCUCUGUCCACUUCCCAAGCAGUGCUCCAGACCAGUCAAGAAUACAAUUAGUCUCUUUAAGGAAUAUUCAGUGAUUUUAAAAAAAGGGUCAGGUUUUUAAACAUUCUGAGUAUAGAAAUGUUUUUCAAAACUGGAACGGUUAAUAAACCAAGAAUUUUGUGUUUAACAUGCCAUUUC